This is a messenger RNA of Octopus bimaculoides (California two-spot octopus), 1888 nucleotides long. Its product is annotated as G protein-coupled receptor GRL101. Gene Ontology annotation, molecular function: protein binding; G protein-coupled peptide receptor activity. The record is from RefSeq and is a predicted model, not a curated record. Gene Ontology annotation, biological process: adenylate cyclase-activating G protein-coupled receptor signaling pathway; hormone-mediated signaling pathway; activation of adenylate cyclase activity. Lineage: Eukaryota; Metazoa; Mollusca; Cephalopoda; Octopoda; Octopodidae. Gene Ontology annotation, cellular component: plasma membrane.
UAUGAUAUACCUGUCUGCUUAACGAUCUCUUCUCUAUCCCUCUCCCUUUCUCAUUCUAUUUUCUGUGUGUUAUUUUAUUUUAUAUCAUUACAAACAGAGGAUUAAAACCAAGCCCAACCUUGAUAGAUUUAAUUUCUGAGUUUAAUUUUUCUUUCAAUUUAACUUUGUAAUUUCUUCGCCACUCUCUCCUUACUCCUACAUCUAUCUAUUAUUUUCUUUUUCGAAGGCUUUGUUGGAUUUCGUUUCUUUCAUUUUCUCUUUAAAAAAUCCGCUACUGUAUCUUUAGAAAAUACCACUCACAGAAAUCUUCAAAUUUUUCUGUUUCGAACAUCAAGUUUUCUAACUUCUGCUGCUGCUUUCAGAAAAAGAGAAACUAUUGUAAAAUGAACAAAUGAAGCUGUGUCAUAAUCGAUUUAUAAAUUAUUGAGAUUCAUCCACAUCUAUUAUUAUUAUCAUUAAUAUUAUAACGCCGUUAUUAUUGCGUUAAGAAUGAUUUGUUUAUUAUGUGAAAAAAAAAAAAAAAAAGACAAUGAAGUUAAAAGCAACAAAGUAUAAUUAAAAAUAAAAAUCUUCACGCACUUUUCAAGGCAGCAGUAUCACUUCCUACUCUUGCAGACCCAGCUUCUUAACUUCCUUAUUUUUUCCCUUUGUUAUCUAUUUAUUUAUUUAUUUAUUUAUUUAUUUUCAUUUAUUUAUUUAUUUAUUUAUUUCGCUUUUGAAAUUUUAUUUUUGUUCUUUGGGCAAAACUUACGACUAGAGGCGCCACCGGACUAAUAUUGCUUUAUACAUAUCUAUCUAUAUCUAUAUAUCUAUAUAUCUAUAUGUAUAUGGACACACGUUAUCAAUGGAGUCCUUUUUAUUGGUAUUUAUUAUUCUAAUCUCCGCAACAGCUACAAUCUAUGCCAGCUUUUUGAUUCCUUGCCAAACAGAAAAUGCAUUUACCUGCGAUGAAACCAGUAAAGAAUGUAUAUCAGCUGAGCAAAAGUGCAAUGGUAUCAGCGAAUGCAGCAAUGGAUUUGAUGAAAGUGUUAAGACGUGUGGCUGUCUGCCACACGAAUUCCAGUGCAAUGAAACAAACUGUGUUGAUUUGGUGAAAAGAUGCGAUACAGUGCAAGAUUGUGAUGCAGGGGAAGAUGAAGUUAACUGCGAAUCUUAUGUUUGCCCGGUACAUCGUACAAAAUGCAAGAACUACCUAUGUGUACCAAGCACAGCCAUGUGCAACUUCAUUGAUGACUGCGGAGAUAACUCGGACGAGGAAAACUGCAAGUACCGGUCUUGUUAUCUUGCCGAAUUUCGUUGCAAUAAUUCCGAGUGUAUUCCUGAAUCCCUCUUAUGUGAUGGCAUACAAGACUGUGUCGAUGGCAGUGAUGAAACAGAAUGUGAAAGCCAUUUUCAGUGCAGUAACGGCCUCUAUAUUCACAAAGACAAAGUUUGCGACUUCCACAGAGAUUGUUUAAUAGACCACGAUGAUGAAACUAACUGUGGAAAGUGUCCAGAAAGGAAAUACCAAUGCCAGAGUGGCGAAUGUAUAGAUAUAUCAAACCAGUGUGAUGGAAUAUGUGAUUGUGCCCAUACAUGCGAUGACGAAAACAACUGUGGGUCAAUGUGGUGCCAAGCAGGAGAACAAUUUAUGUGCCCAAAAAACUAUCGAUGUAUUAAAAAAGAAUUUCUAUGUGACGGUUUCAACGAUUGUAAAAACACGUGGAGAGGCACGGAUGAAUCCUUUUGUGUAAACUCUAGCAAAAGCUGUAAUAUCUUCAAAUCCAAUUUCAUGUGUCAGGAAGGCCGAUGUUUGCCAUCAUUACUUCAAUGCAACACAUUUAUAGAUUGCCUAAACGGCGAAGAUGAAUCCAAUUGCAAUCUUACAUUAAUACCUUCCAAGUAUUAA